ACCCGCCGCGACUCAGCUUCUCCUCAGAUCCCGAGGAUGCUGGUCAUGGCGCCGCGAACCCUCCUCCUGCUGCUCUCGGGGGCCCUGGCCCUGACCGAGACCUGGGCGGGCUCCCACUCCCUGAGGUAUUUCUACACCGGGGUGUCCCGGCCCGGCCGCGGGGAGCCCCGCUUCAUCUCUGUCGGCUACGUGGACGACACGCAGUUCGUGCGGUUCGACAGCGACGCCCCGAAUCCGAGGGAGGAGCCGCGGGCGCCGUGGGUGGAGCAGGAGGGGCCGGAGUAUUGGGAUCGGAACACGCGGAUCUACAAGGACACCGCACAGAUUUACCGAGUGGACCUGAACACCCUGCGCGGCUACUACAACCAGAGCGAGGCCGGGUCUCACACCAUCCAGGAGAUGUACGGCUGCGACGUGGGGCCGGACGGUCGCUUCCUCCGCGGGUACAGUCAGGACGCCUACGACGGCGCCGAUUACAUCGCCCUGAACGAGGACCUGCGCUCCUGGACCGCGGCCGACACGGCGGCUCAGAUCACCAAGCGCAAGUGGGAGGCGGCCGGUGCUGCGGAGCAACUCAGGAACUACCUGGAGGGCAGGUGUGUGGAGUGGCUCCUCAGAUACCUGGAGACCGGGAAGGACACGCUGCAGCGCGCAGACCCUCCAAAGACACACGUGACCCAUCACCCCAUCUCUGACCGUGCGGUCACCCUGAGGUGCUGGGCCCUGGGCUUCUACCCUGAGGAGAUCUCACUGACCUGGCAGCGUGAUGGGGAGGAUCAGACCCAGGACAUGGAGCUUGUGGAGACCAGGCCCUCAGGGGACGGAAACUUCCAGAAGUGGGCGGCCCUGGUGGUGCCUUCUGGAGAGGAGCAGAGAUACACGUGCCAUGUGCAGCACGAGGGGCUUCAGGAGCCCCUCACCCUGAGAUGGGAACCUCCUCAGCCCACCGUCCCCAUCAUGGGCCUCAUCGUUGGCCUGGUUCUCUUGGUGGUCACUGGAGCUGUGGUGGCUGGAGCUGUGAUCUGGAGGAAGAAGCACUCAGGUGAAAAAGGAGGGAACUACGCUCAGGCUGCAAGCAGUGACAGUGCCCAGGGCUCUGAUGUGUCUCUCACGGAUCCUAAAGGUGAGACCCUGGAGGGCCUAGACUGGGAGAGGUGUUGGGGCCGAGGGGAUGCCCCGGGUGGUGGGGAUCUUUGAGUGGGACAUUUGAGC
Molecule: messenger RNA, 1212 nt
Organism: Balaenoptera ricei (Rice's whale)
Lineage: Eukaryota; Metazoa; Chordata; Mammalia; Artiodactyla; Balaenopteridae
Product: BOLA class I histocompatibility antigen, alpha chain BL3-7
Exons: 7
Coding region: 37-1197 (386 amino acids)
Biological process (GO): antigen processing and presentation of endogenous peptide antigen via MHC class I via ER pathway, TAP-independent; positive regulation of T cell mediated cytotoxicity; immune response
Cellular component (GO): external side of plasma membrane
Molecular function (GO): peptide antigen binding; signaling receptor binding
Source: RefSeq, a predicted model, not a curated record